AUGCAUUUCCAUUCUAUUGCCCUCUUGGCCACCCUUGCCUCCUCUGUUUUGGCUGCUCCGGCUCCAGUUCAAGCUCCGGCCCCAGACAAGGUCGAAAAGCGACAGGCCGCAGAACCGACCUAUACAGGAAGUGCAUAUAACAACUUGGAAUUGAUCGCUCAGCUUGUCACCGCUCCACUCCAGCAAGAUCGUAUCGCUCUCCUCAAGGACUCCGACUUCACCUUCGACUUCAGGAAUCCCCCCGGCAGCGUUAGCGUCGCUACCGGUAAUGCUGGUCGCGUUGUUCAGGCUAACAGGAGAACCUUCCCUGCCUUGAUCGGUACCGGCUCCGGUAUGGCUAUGGGUUUCCUCGGCCCAUGUGGUUUCAAUACCCCACAUACCCACCCUCGUGGUACCGAGUUGAACGUCCCAGUUGCCGGGAGAUUGAACACCUCUAUGAUUCUUGAGAACGGCGCCCGUAUUGUCAAUUCCCUUGCCGAUACCUUCCAGCUACACGUCUUCCCACAGGGUUCUAUCCAUCAGGAAUUCAACCCAGACUGUGGUGAGACAAUCUUCGUCGCUGGUUUCAACGCUGAGGACUUCGGUACCUCCCAGGUUGCCGAUAACUUCUUCAGACUUGCAGGCGACGUCAUCCGAGCUUCCGUCGGUGGAAACAUCGUUGUCGAUGGCCGUGAUAUCGAACAGUUCAGAAGCUUGAUCCCACUCAACGUUGCCAUCGGUGUUGAAGAGUGCCUCGCCAGAUGCGGUCUUGCUAAGAGAUAA
This is a messenger RNA of Orbilia oligospora ATCC 24927, 762 nucleotides long. RefSeq lists its product as uncharacterized. Bases 1 to 762 code for a protein of 253 amino acids. The transcript is spliced from 2 exons. Gene Ontology annotation, cellular component: cell wall. The record is from RefSeq and is a predicted model, not a curated record. Gene Ontology annotation, molecular function: manganese ion binding. Lineage: Eukaryota; Fungi; Ascomycota; Orbiliomycetes; Orbiliales; Orbiliaceae.